Etheostoma spectabile (orangethroat darter) is the source of this 4927-nucleotide messenger RNA. It is a transcript of the gene dhx15, whose product is annotated as DEAH (Asp-Glu-Ala-His) box helicase 15. Gene Ontology annotation, cellular component: intracellular anatomical structure; spliceosomal complex. Lineage: Eukaryota; Metazoa; Chordata; Actinopteri; Perciformes; Percidae. The record is from RefSeq and is a predicted model, not a curated record. The transcript is spliced from 14 exons. Gene Ontology annotation, molecular function: RNA helicase activity; RNA binding; ATP binding. Bases 1 to 2271 code for a protein of 756 amino acids.
AUGUUCAAGCGACAUCGCUUAGAUUUGGGUGAUGAUUCGCCGAGUAAAAAGAGACCCUCUGAUGAGCGUGACCGUGACAGGGACAGAGACCGUGAAGAACGGUCGAGGGACAGGGACCGUGAUCGAGACCGUGACGGGGACAGAGAUGUGAAGUCUUCAGCAGCACCCAACAGUCUAGCUGCAGGCAGUGGAGGCUUCCUUAAGCAAACCCCCAUUUUGCAGCCGAUCAACCCCUUCACCAACCUGCCCCACACGCCACGCUACCAUGAGAUCAUGAAAAAGCGGCUGCAGCUGCCUGUCUGGGAGUACAGGGAGCGCUUCACUGACAUCCUGAUGUGUAACCAGUCGUUUGUGCUGGUGGGAGAAACAGGCUCUGGAAAAACCACACAGAUCCCUCAGUGGUGUGUGGACAUGGUGCGGUCAAUGCCGGGACCAAAGAGAGCAGUGGCCUGCACCCAGCCCAGGAGGGUAGCGGCCAUGAGCGUCGCCCAAAGGGUUGCUGACGAGAUGGAUGUCAUGCUGGGCCAAGAGGUGGGCUACUCCAUCAGGUUUGAGGACUGCAGCUCUCCCAAGACCCUACUCAAGUACAUGACAGAUGGGAUGUUGUUGCGGGAGGCUAUGAAUGAUCCUCUGCUGGAGCGCUAUGGUGUCAUCAUCUUGGACGAGGCACACGAACGCACUUUAGCUACAGAUAUUCUCAUGGGGGUCCUCAAGGAGGUGGUCCGCCAGAGGGCUGACCUCAAGGUCAUCGUCAUGAGUGCCACACUCGAUGCCGGAAAGUUCCAGGUGUACUUUGACAACUGCCCACUGCUAACCAUCCCCGGACGCACCCACCCUGUGGAGAUUUUCUACACGCCGGAGCCUGAGCGGGACUACCUGGAGGCGGCCAUCCGCACUGUGAUCCAGAUCCACAUGUGUGAGGUGGAUGAAGGGGACCUUCUGCUCUUCCUCACUGGACAAGAGGAAAUUGAUGAAGCCUGCAAGCGAAUCAAGAGGGAGGUUGACGACCUGGGGCCGGAAGUCGGUGAUAUCAAGAUCAUCCCGCUUUACUCCACACUGCCUCCACAGCAGCAGCAGAGGAUCUUUGAGCCACCCCCACCCAAUAAACCAAGUGGUGCCAUCGGAAGGAAGGUUGUCGUGUCAACAAACAUCGCUGAGACAUCCCUGACCAUCGAUGGCGUGGUGUUUGUAAUUGAUCCCGGAUUUGCCAAGCAAAAGGUAUAUAACCCACGUAUCAGAGUGGAAUCCCUUUUGGUGACAGCCAUCAGCAAGGCCUCGGCCCAGCAGAGGGCAGGUCGUGCUGGGCGGACACGCCCAGGGAAGUGUUUCCGCCUUUACACAGAGAAAGCUUACAAGACAGAAAUGCAGGACAACACGUAUCCAGAGAUUCUGAGGUCUAAUCUGGGCUCUGUGGUGCUGCAGCUGAAGAAACUGGGUAUUGAUGACCUGGUGCACUUUGACUUUAUGGACCCACCAGCCCCAGAGACCCUGAUGCGAGCCCUGGAGUUGCUGAACUACCUGGCGGCGCUCAAUGACGGUGGUGACCUGACGGAGCUGGGCUCCAUGAUGGCAGAGUUCCCCCUGGACCCCCAGCUGGCCAAGAUGGUCAUCGCCAGCUGUGAAUUCAACUGUUCAAACGAGAUCCUCUCCAUCACGGCCAUGUUGUCAGUCCCACAGUGCUUCGUCCGACCCACGGAGGCUAAGAAGGUGGCCGACGAGUCUAAGAUGCGCUUUGCCCACAUCGACGGAGACCACAUGACGCUGCUCAACGUCUACCACGCCUUUAAACAAAACCACGACUCUACUCAGUGGUGCUAUGAAAAUUUUGUCAACUACCGCUCGCUGAUGUCAGCAGACAACGUGCGGCAACAGUUGUCCAGGAUCAUGGACCGCUUCAACCUGCCGCGGAAGAGCACUGAGUUCAGCAGCAGAGACUACUACACCAACAUCCGCCGUGCGCUGGUCACUGGCUUCUUCAUGCAGAUCGCUCACCUGGAGCGCACAGGCCAUUACCUGACGGUGAAGGAUAACCAAGUCGUCCAGCUGCACCCAUCCACUGUGCUGGACCACAAGCCGGAGUGGGUGCUUUACAACGAGUUUGUGCUGACCACCAAGAAUUACAUCCGCACGUGCUCCGACAUCAAACCAGAGUGGCUGGUGAAAAUUGCCCCGCAGUACUAUGAGAUGGGUAACUUCCCCCAGUGUGAAGCAAAGAGACAGUUGGAGCGUAUCAUUGCAAAAAUCUCAUCCAAGGAACACACUCAGUACUAAGAAGGUUUGCAUGUGCUGCAACGUCAUCCUCAGCAUCUGUACAAAGUAAAACCUAAACGAAUUUGAGCAGUCUUAUUUUAUUUGGCUUCCACCAACAACCUAAUUUUGAAUUCUAUUUUUGUCUCACUGUGUGUAAUGUAUAUUUCAUGAUGAUUGAUGAAUUGUGUCCUUUAAGGGCCCCCUUGUUAUUUUUCUUUUGAAGCCCAAAGGGUUUAGCAGUGCACUACCAGAAAGGAACUGUAAAUGAGCAGUUAUCUGGAAUUUAGUCAUAAACCAUUUUGAUUUAAAGCAUGAUAUUUCAUGUAAAUUUAAGCAUUCCUCUCUAAGACAUAAGUCACAGCUCGGGAUUCUCGGCUGUUUUGCUUCUCCUGCUAAAAACGGCAUAAGUCCGUGGAAGCUUUUGAACAAAUAUCAUUCUAAAAAGCUGUAGUUUGAGGCAGACAUAAUGUAUUGUUCUCUAGUCAUGGAGAUACUGAGAGGGGUACUUUGGUCACAUUUCCUGUCGCUAUUCAACUUAAUAAAAAAGACUUUGUAAUAAAACGUUUUUCCAGUGUCAGCAUUAAAAUAACAGGAUAAUCUGUAGUUUAAGGUUUUCUCACACACACACACACAAACAGAGCAAUCACGUUUUGACCUGCCAAAUCCUGCUCGUUUCCUGGCUCUUUAGGGAAGUUAAAUCUUCUUACUGGGAUAUUGAUAGCUUCAGAAACAGUUGGAGUGAGGGGGAAUGUUAAUUACAAAUGUUUCAGAAGAAGAUCAGUGUGAAAUCCCUGCUGUGCUGGAGCCUGUUCUGGCUGUGCUGCUUUGUGUCAGCGCCUCUCUAAAGUGUAAGGUAAAGCUUGCAGGGAGAAGCAUAAAUUCUAGCAGCGAUAUAGAAAAUAACUAGAAUAAUGGUCAGUGACAUAACUUGAAUGCGUACUUAAUUCUAGAGUCAAACCACGGCUGUCAGGUUAAAAUUGAACUUGCAAGAAUUCCUUAGCAACAAUUCCUUAGGAAAGUUGGAUGAGUUCUGACAAACUUUCUUGGAAGGCUUUCCUCUCUCAUUCUGUGGGUCAACACUUAAACGAAGCAAGCUGCCUGUGAGUGGCGGAGCGUGACUUCCAUGAACAGUGUGAUAAACCGGACUCGUGAGAGGCCUGAGCAUCCUGCUCCUACAAUCUCAAAGAACUGGUUACUGCUACUUUGCAGCUGCCAGUUAACAGUGUGUCUUAUGUUGUUUUCUUAAACAUAACCACUUGGCUUUCAGAGAGUACACUUGCAACUUUGUAAAGGUGCACUCUUCCCCCCCCCCCCUUCCACAGAUAACAGUCAAUAUACUAUUCAUGAGCAGUACUCCACAGCCAGUGGAAACAUUGUGUAACAUCUUCCGUGGCUCUGGAUGGGCUUCGUCAAGUCUGAGAAAAUAACUGAGGCAUUUUAGCUCAGACUUGGAGACGUACAAAUUUAAACAAAGUCUAAAUUCCAAAUUGGGGACUUGGUGUUUAAAAAAGGUGGGCAUUUAUGAAGCAGGGAAGAUCUAACUAAAAGUUGGACCUACGGUUUUUAACCUGUCUCAAAAGGCCUUUCAACUUUUAAAGAAGACAUUUUAAAAGCCGUGUUCCACUUGCUUGGAUUUUGUGUUUUUUGAGAUGGGACUUAAUUGUUACUAGGGCUGCAGCUAACAAUUUUUUUUUAUAAUUGAUUAAUAUGCCAAUUACUUUUUGCGAAUAAACAAUUACAAGGUACCUCCACCAAUUUUACAUAUUAAAGUCUGUUUACAUCUGAAAACCAGAGCGGCACAACGUCCGAUAUAUGGCCUUGAUUGAUGGCGAUUGAGUCUGCGUCUCCGGCUGGAUAGGCUAUUCUUUCUGUGUGGAAAGUUGGAAGCACGGGAAAGCAAUAUAAUUCUUUUAUCAACGAAGUUUGAGCUCUACCUUGUCUGGGCACAAUGACAAAUGCAAAUCAAAGACCCUCAUUUUGUUUUCAUAGGUUUCUUACAUCACCUUUUUAAAAAGCAAUUUCUUUAACUGCUUCUAAUCCAGAUUUCUUUUUGUUCAGGUAGCCUUUAUGAUAGCCUAACCUUGCCUUAGUCUGUUCUGUAUCUCAACUUUACAUCAAUUAUAAGGGAAUAUACAUAACAUUGACCUGAGGAUAGAGGCAGAAAUGCACCACUAAGCAUUUUUCACAAUCUCUGUAGUGUCUGGAAGUAGACGGGCAGAGAUACAAGACCUGCUAAGGGAGUAUUUAAAUUAAGCCUGCAGAUUGUGUUAUAUGCUAAGUCAGGAAAUUAGCAUGUGUGCUUUAAUAUUUGUGGACUAUUGGGAGACAAGUUUUUAAGUGGAUGGCCUUUUGCUUGGGAACGUACACAGAACCACAAAAUGGUGCCGGGGAGAUUAGUCUCUCCAAAGUGAAGCCAAUAGAAAACCCAUUAGUUUGAGCUGAUCUGGAAAUUAUAUUGAAUUGAUCCUGAGGUAAGAACAGUUUUUCAAGCUCAAUACUUCCCAUUGAUUCACACUGCCAUAAUUACAAAUGAAAAUUAUAAUGUCUCCAAGUUGUUUUUUGUGAGUGUCUGAUAAGAGGGUGCACAACGAUUGCAUGCAGUCCUACUUGUGCUUAACCAUACAGUAUACAUGUAAUGGCUGUAUGGUGUUAUUAAAAAUUGAAUUCUGACAGAGUU